UGUGAAAUUACUAUUUUUAAAUUUAACAUGCAACACUGAAACAUACUUUCGUUUGUUUAUAAAAAUUGGGAUUAAAUUUUGACAUUUUACCUGAAAAAGCGGUCAUCAUACAAGUAAGUUGUGUAUUAAAUAUAUAGAUAUGUCCACUGAAGAUUUCUAUUUGCGGUAUUAUGUAGGCCAUAAAGGAAAAUUUGGUCACGAAUUUCUUGAGUUCGAAUUUCGGCCAGAUGGUAAGCUACGCUACGCCAACAACUCCAACUAUAAAAAUGAUACAAUGAUUCGAAAGGAAGCAUUUGUUCAUCAGUCUGUGAUGGAGGAAUUGAAACGAAUUAUAAUUGAUUCUGAAAUAAUGCAGGAAGAUGAUUCACCGUGGCCUCCGCCAGAUCGCGUCGGACGUCAGGAAUUAGAAAUUGUUAUUGGCGAUGAGCACAUUUCAUUUACUACUUCCAAAACAGGUUCAUUAGUAGAUGUAAACCGAUCUAAAGAUCCAGAAGGUCUGCGCUGCUUUUACUAUUUGGUACAAGAUUUGAAGUGCUUGGUUUUCUCACUCAUAGGAUUGCAUUUUAAGAUUAAACCCAUAUAAACAUAAUUCCAUUAUACAUAAUUUCUAUGUAAAAUUAUUUUGAUUUUAUGUUUUCAUUUAGAAUAUAAAUACAAUUGAGUAAUACAUAUUGACAAGCUAAAUCAAUAAAGUUAAAAUAAUUC
Molecule: messenger RNA, 705 nt
Organism: Teleopsis dalmanni
Lineage: Eukaryota; Metazoa; Arthropoda; Insecta; Diptera; Diopsidae
Gene: mago
Product: protein mago nashi
Exons: 3
Coding region: 140-583 (147 amino acids)
Biological process (GO): RNA splicing
Cellular component (GO): nucleus; catalytic step 2 spliceosome; exon-exon junction complex
Source: RefSeq, a predicted model, not a curated record